Molecule: messenger RNA, 291 nt
Organism: Tilletiopsis washingtonensis
Lineage: Eukaryota; Fungi; Basidiomycota; Exobasidiomycetes; Entylomatales
Exons: 3
Coding region: 1-291 (96 amino acids)
Cellular component (GO): membrane
Source: RefSeq, a predicted model, not a curated record
AUGACCAUGGCCGCCCUCUGCGGCGCCGGCGGCCUCUUUGGCUACACGCGCACGCGCUCCGUGCCCUCGCUCGUCGCCGGCCUCGGCGUCGGCGCGCUCUACGCCUACAGCGCACAGCGCAUGCGCACCGGCCAGGCCAACGGCCACGAGCUGGCCCUCGGCGCCUCGGCCGUGCUGCUCGCGUCGUCGGUGCCGCGCAUCCGCGCCGGACCCGUGCCGCUCGGCCUCGCCGUCGCCAGCGCCGCCGCGGGCGCCUACUACGGCAAGCAGGUGUACGACUAUCGCGUGUAG